CCAGCUUGUGCAGAAAGAAACUUCAUUAGCCUAUCAAUAGAUCCCAUCUGCAAAAAAAUAAAGUUUGCUUACAAAACAAAUUAGGCCGCCUUAAAUCUCAUAAAAUUGCGCAUAUGUAUAAUGAGUCGCUGCAAUCAGCACUGGGAAUUGAUCAGUUUGGCAGCUCACACCUUUGUGUGCUUCUUUUUUCCUGCGAUUCUGCAUCUGACUGAAUAGAACUGCGCACAGUGAGCACAAUUACUGCAGAACCCGGCAGAGUCUCCUGGUGCGGGGAAGGAAAGAGAGAACCCGAUUGUGUCUCCCGUCGGGGGAUUGGGAAGGAGUUGCCUUUGUGGAUACUUUGGGGGGUUUCUGUCCAGCCUUGAGCAUGAUGUCAUACCUCAAACAGCCCCCCUAUGGCAUGAAUGGCUUGGGGCUAACGGGGCCUGCUAUGGACUUAUUGCAUCCGUCUGUGGGAUACCCAGCAACUCCGCGGAAGCAGCGCAGAGAGCGCACCACCUUUACCCGCUCGCAGCUGGAUGUGCUGGAGGCCCUGUUCGCCAAGACUCGCUACCCGGACAUAUUCAUGCGCGAAGAAGUCGCACUAAAGAUCAACCUGCCGGAAUCUAGAGUCCAGGUCUGGUUUAAGAACCGCAGAGCCAAGUGUCGGCAGCAGCAGCAGCAACAGCAGAGCAGCAGCGGGGCGGGAGUGAAGAGCAGACCGGCCAAGAAGAAGUGCAGCCCGGCCAGAGAGAGUUCGGGGUCGGAGAGCAGCGGCCAGUUCACUCCCCCCGCGGUGCCCAGCUCCGGCUCUUCCUCCUCGUCCUCCUCUUCCAGUUCCAAUUCAUCCGGGAACCCCGGCCUGGCUACAGCCCCGCUGAAUGGCAGCACCUCCACAGCCUCCUCCAUCUGGAGCCCGGCCUCCAUUUCUCCGGGCACUGGCCCUGGGUCUGGCCCCGACCCCUUGGGAACAGGCAGCGCCUCCUGCAUGCAACGCUCUGGCUCCUCAUCUGCAGCUUCCUACCCCAUGUCCUACAGUCAGGCAGCCGGCUACACCCAGGGCUAUCCUGCCCCUUCUUCCUCCUACUUCAGCGGGGUGGAUUGCAGCUCUUACCUGGCACCAAUGCAUUCUCACCAUCACCCUCACCAGCUGAGCCCCAUGGCCCCUUCCUCCAUGUCUGGCCACCAUCAUCAUCAUCACCACCUGAGCCAGACCUCCAGCCAUCACCACCACCACCACCAUCACCAGGGCUAUACCGGCACAGGCUUGCCCUUUAACUCCUCUGACUGUCUGGACUAUAAGGAACAAGCCGCAGCGUCUUCUUGGAAACUCAACUUUAAUUCCACCGACUGUCUGGACUACAAAGAUCAGUCCUCCUGGAGGUUCCAGGUCUUGUGAGCAAUCAGAGACCAUUUCUGCCUGCCAUCCUCUUAAAUAUAUAUAUAUAUAUAAAUAUAUGAAUAAAGUAUAUGUGGAAGUGCUGUGCCAGGCUUGCCUCCAGCUGGAGUGAAGGACAUGAAUGAACAAUAUAUAUAUUUUUUAAUCUGCUUGUGGGCUAGAAUUCUGAAUAUAUGAAUUAACUGUGCCUGUACAAAAUGGAUAGAUAUCCCACCAGUGUUCUUCACCAUUUAGUGGUUUUAUUUAUUCACUGUCUGGACCUGGGAUUUGGACAAAUGUCUGCCUUUGAUGUGCUCUCAGUACAGCCCUGGGACCUGUGGCUAAUCUAAUGUUUUAACCCAAAGUUUCUCAUUCUAUAAAGUGCAAGGGGCAGGUGUGUUGUGCCCAGUCUGUAUAGAGCCCUUCCCCUGAGGUUUAUAUGAUGUAGGACUCAUUUAGCUUCUUGCUGCCCAGGCGGCUGGAAUAUGUACAUAUUUAUUUAGGUCCGUUUGUAGGACCCUUUAUUUUUAGUUUAUAUUAUUGGUUUGAUUUCCGGACUUCUAACUACAGCCCCACCAUUAAUAACCCCUUUACUGGAGACCAAACCUCUUGCAUAUUAGAUGUUGUGGCGUUUCCCCACUCUAUUUAUUAAAUACAAAGUCUUGGAGACUGAAAAAGAAUGAAGUUUCAUGCACCCCCGUGUUCCUGAGAAUGUGCUCGCCCGAGUCUGGCUUAUUGCACUUUGUGUAGAGUCCACACUUGUCUGUCACUGGGAAAUCGCACCCACGUUUGUUUAACGGGACAGCUCUCAGUAUGUGUAUUGUCACUCACAUUUACUUUCUUUCAAUCCCAUUAGUGUCACCGCUAUUCCUGCUUUUCUUACAUUCUGUCCGGGCAGCACUUGCAUUUGUGUCACUGAAAAUUUGGCUCUGUUUGUCCCUGUGUAGGUGAGGAAAAUUCUGUUUGUACAUUUGGUGCUCCACAAUGGCUAUCGAUGUAAGGAAAAGUCAUUUCUACAUACCCCCCAUCCUUUCAAAUAAAAAUCAAACUAAUGAAAGUGA
Xenopus tropicalis (tropical clawed frog) is the source of this 2418-nucleotide messenger RNA. It is a transcript of the gene otx1, whose product is annotated as orthodenticle homeobox 1. The coding region runs from base 368 to 1378 and encodes 336 amino acids. Gene Ontology annotation, cellular component: nucleus. Gene Ontology annotation, biological process: regulation of DNA-templated transcription; regulation of transcription by RNA polymerase II. The record is from RefSeq and is a predicted model, not a curated record. The transcript is spliced from 4 exons. Gene Ontology annotation, molecular function: DNA-binding transcription factor activity, RNA polymerase II-specific; DNA-binding transcription factor activity; DNA binding. Lineage: Eukaryota; Metazoa; Chordata; Amphibia; Anura; Pipidae.